AUGCUCAUCAGAGUUUCCAACAACUGUGUAUCUCUCCAUGUCUCCUCCCAGAGUGGUGUGAUAGUGUGUAUCCUGGUGGAAGACUGGCAGAUGUUGACCGAGUACCGCCACCCAGUCGGCAUCAAGAAGGUGUUCCCUGACCCCAACGGAACGCGGCUGGCCUUCAUCGACGACAAGAGUGACGGCUUCCUGCUCUCUCCUGUGGCUGUGAAUGACUCCCAUAUAGAGAUUCCUAGUUUCUCUCCCACCAUCACUGGGGUCCUGUGGGAGACCUGGCCCUCGGACAAAGGAGUGUUCGUGUCCUUCGACGACGACAAAGUCUACACCUACGCCAUGCAUAAAAACACCAUCUACGGUCCCAGGGUAGUGUUUGUAGGCAGCACCAAGCUGCCUUUCUCCCAUAAGCCCUUGCUGCUGUAUAAUGGUGAACUGACGUGUCAGACCCAGAGUGGGAAGACCAGCAGCGUGGCUCUGAGCACACACACCUUUCUCACACACACACACUCCCCCAGUGCACACACACACACCUUUCUCACACACACACACUCCCCCGGUGCGCACACACACACACCUGAGGAGCUCGGCAAGCAGCUCACACAGGCGCUGAUGCUCAAGAGGUUCCCCGAGGCGUGGGAGCUGUGUAAGGUGCUGGGCGGCCCGGCGGGCUGGGCUGAGAUGGGCCGGUCCUGUCUGAUACACAUGGAGGUGGAGCUGGCAGUACGGGUGUUCCGGAUGAGUGGCAACGUUGGCAUGGUGAUGUCACUGCAGGGCAUCAAGGGUAUAGAAGACAGGAGUUUGUUAGCAGGUCAUCUGGCUAUGUUCCUGAAUGACUAUAACCUGGCUCAGGACCUCUACCUAGAGUCUUCCUGUCCCAACACAGCCCUGGAGAUGAGGAGGGACCUGCAACAUUGGGACAGUGCUCUGAUGCUGGCUAAGAGACUGGCUGAGGACCAGAUACCGUUCAUAUCGAAGGAGUACGCUGUUCAACUGGAGUUCAUAGGAGACUACGUGAAUGCCCUGUCUCACUAUGAGAAAGGUAUGACCCACAACAACAAGGAGCAUGAUGAGGCAUGUCAGGGGGGUGUGGCCAGGAUGUCAAUCAGGAUGGGUGACAUCAGAAGAGGCGCGGCCCAGGCCAUCUCUCACCCGAGCAGAGGCCUGAAGAAAGACUGUGGGGUUAUACUGGAGAACAUGAAGCAGUUCUCUGAAGCAGCCCAGCUGUAUGAGAAGGGGCAGUACUAUGACAAGGCUGCCUCAGUCUACAUACGCUGCAAGAACUGGUCUAAAGUAGGAGAGUUACUCCCUCAGGUCUCCUCUCCUAAGAUCCACCUGCAGUACGCCAAGGCCAAGGAGGUGGACGGCAAGUUUAAGGAGGCUGCCCAGGCCUAUGAGAGUGCCAGGGACUGGGACAACGUGAUCCGGGUGUUGCUGGAUCACCUCAACAACCCUGAAGACGCCGUCCGCAUUGUCAGGGAGACGCAGAGCAUCGACGGGGCCAAGAUGGUUGCCAGGUUCUUCCUGCGUCUCAGUGACUACGGCUCAGCCAUCCAGUUCCUGGUGUUGUCCCACUGUAACGACGAGGCCUUCCAGCUGGCUCAGCAACACGGGCAGAUGGACAGCUACGCUGAUAUCAUCAGCUCUGAGGCCACCCAGGAGGACUACCAGAGUAUGGCUCUCUACUUCCAGGGGGAGAACAAACACCUGCAGGCUGGGAGGUUCUUCCACAAGUGUGGCCAGUACAGCAAAGCCCUGAAGCACUUCCUGAAAUGUCCCAACACUGAUGACAACCUGGCCAUCGAGAUGGCUAUAGAGACGGUGGGCCAAGCCAAGGAUGAGUCUUUGACCAAUGAGCUGAUUGAUUACCUGAUGGGGGAAAGUGACGGCAUGCCCAAGGAUCCCAAGUACCUGUUCCGUCUCUACAUGGGCCUACUGCAGUACAGAGAGGCAGCAUGUACUGCCAUCAUCAUCGCUAGAGAGGAGCAGUCUGCAGGGAACUACCGUACCGCCCAUGACGUGCUGUUCAGUAUGUACACUGAGCUGCAGACACAGAAGAUCAGAAUCCCUGCUGAGAUGAACACCAACCUCAUGAUCCUCCACUCAUACAUCCUAGUUAAGAUCCAUGUGAAGAGAGGGGAGCAUCUGAAUGCAGCUCGCAUGCUCAUCAGAGUCUCCAACAACAUCAGCAAAUUCCCCUCCCACAUCGUACCCAUCCUGACGUCAGCGGUGAUAGAGUGUCACCGGGCCGGUCUGAGGAACUCCUCGUUCAGCUUUGCCGCCAUGCUGAUGAGGCCAGAGUACCGUCACAAGAUCGACCCCAAGUACCGCAAGAAAAUAGAGGCUAUGGUCCGUCGUCCAGACACCAGUGAGAUAGAAGAGGAGACCACUCCUUGUCCAUAUUGUGGUUUCACGCUGCCUCAAUGUGAACUGAUCUGUCCUGGCUGCAAGAACAACCUGCCCUACUGCAUCGCCACGGGUCAUCACAUGCUGAAAGAGGAUUGGUCAGUUUGUCCUCACUGUGAAUUCCCUGCUCUCUACUCCCAGCUCAUCCUGCUGUUGGAGACAGAUAGUGUGUGUCCCAUGUGUUCCGAGACUCUGAGUGUGAACCAGGUGGAGAAGAUGGAUGACUGUUCCAGCUUCCUGCAGCCUGACCAAUCAGAGCACUGAUACAGAGAUCUGUGGUGAUGUGGCCUGGUGGUGUACGACAUAGAGGACUGCUGCUGAGGGGAGGACGGAUCGUCAUAAUGUCUGGAACGGAAACAAUGGAAGCCAUGUGUUUAAUUACCUUCCCACUCAUUCCUCUCAGGACCACGAGCCCGUCCUCCCGGAUUAAGGACCUACCAACCUCCUGUGAUAGGGGAACGGGAGCCAGGGACAUAAUCCACUCCUCCAUGUUUCUCUUCCACCUGUUAAACUGUUGAUAUAGACAGCUGUAGACGUCCUCCUCCUCCAUGUUUCUCUUCCACCUGUCAAACUGUUGAUAUAGACAGCUGUAGACGUCCUCCUCCUCCAUGUUUCUCUUCCACCUGUCAAACUGUUGAUAUAGACAGCUGUAGACGUCCUCCUCCUCCUCCAUGUUUCUCUUCCACCUGUCAAACUGUUGAUAUAGACAGCUGUAGACGUCCUCCUCCUCCUCCAUGUUUCUCUACCACCUGUCAAACUGUUGAUAUAGACAGCUGUAGACGUCCUCCUCCUCCAUGUUUCUCUUCCACCUGUUAAACUGUUGAUAUAGACAGCUGUAGACGUCCUCCUCCUCCAUGUUUCUCUACCACCUGUCAAACUGUUGAUAUAGACAGCUGUAGACGUCCUCCUCCUCCAUGUUUCUCUAUCACCUGUCAAACUGUUGAUAUAGACAGCUGUAGACGUCCUCCUCCUCCAUGUUUCUCUACCACCUGUUAAACUGUUGAUAUAGACAGCUGUAGACGUCCUCCUCCUCCAUGUUUCUCUACCACCUGUUAAACUGUUGAUAUAGA
Oncorhynchus nerka (sockeye salmon) is the source of this 3470-nucleotide messenger RNA. RefSeq names its product WD repeat-containing protein 19-like. Gene Ontology annotation, cellular component: cilium; intraciliary transport particle A. Gene Ontology annotation, biological process: intraciliary retrograde transport; cilium assembly. NCBI's taxonomy places the organism in Eukaryota, Metazoa, Chordata, Actinopteri, Salmoniformes, Salmonidae. The coding region runs from base 1 to 2664 and encodes 887 amino acids. Gene Ontology annotation, molecular function: protein binding. The record is from RefSeq and is a predicted model, not a curated record. The transcript is spliced from 25 exons.